UGCUUGAUUGAUCGGCAUUGUGACAGUGUCGGUCCAGUGAAUUGGGUAUAUGUUGAAGGACGUAUCUAGCUGAGCUGUUGUUGUAGUAGACGCAAUUCAGCGCUCUUUAUAUUUUGAGGCAAAAGAUACAAAAUUAAUCAUUUACAAUGGCUGAAUAUGUGGAAUUUCGUGCGGAGGAAAUGAUUAAAGAACUUGAACAAAUGGAGAAACUUCAAUUGUUCGACAAAUCGGAAAUUAGGCAAAUUAUAAAGAAAAGGAAAGAUUUUGAGUACAAACUGAUGAGGAGAACCAAAUGCAAAGAAGAUUUUCUUCGAUACAUACAAUAUGAAAUGGAUGUAAUGAAACUGGUCAAAAUUCGGAAAGAGACCCUGGGUAUCAACCAGAACAACAUUGACUACUUAGUGGCUCGUCGCAUAGAUAAUGUAUUUAAGGGAGCACUCCACAGAUUUGGUGAUGAUAUUAGACUAUGGCUUUCAUACAUUAAAUUUUGCAAAAGAGUGCAUUUCUACGCUUCAGUUAGCCGCAUGCUGGUAAAAAUGGUGCAGGUACACAGUGAUAAACCUCAGAUGUGGAAACUUGCUGCUCGUUGGGAAUUCGAAGAGAGUAAUUCCGUGGAGAGUGCCCGGCAGUUUCUUCUCCGAGGCCUCAGAUUUCACCCGGACUCAAAACUUCUAUACACAGAGGCAUUUCAUUUGGAACUUGCUUAUGUUAAAAAAUUGCGAGCUGAGCUGGACCAGAAAAAAGAAAAGGAAGCAUCGGCAGCUGCCACAGAUGCUCCUUCAACUGUGAGUGGAGAUGCGCAGAGUGCAGCAGACACCUCCAAAAUAUCCACAACACAGCAGUUCCAAGAUGAGGCAAUUGAUGAGGUUCUUGAUGGACGACUUGCAGAGGUCAUCUACGAAUCUGCAGUAAAGAAAGUGAAUGAAGUUUCUUUCAUUAUUGGUCUCCUAGCUGUGGCAAAAGAAUUUGACUUCACAAAUAGACUUCAGAUGAAAAUCAUCAAUGACAUGCUGACACGUUACCCAAAUGACGAACUCACUUGGGAUGCCAUGGCCCGCCGAGAAUUGCAGGGGCUGCCGUAUUCGACAGACGAUGCCUCGAGCACUGAGCGCGAGCGCUCCGCACCGGAGCAGGACGCCCCUGAUGAUGGCGCCACAGAAACGCGGGAUGAGCAUGCUGGCAACAAGAAACUUCUGGAGUCUAAAGGUCUAAGUGGGAAACUCUGCUUGAAGGAAAGAAUAAGACGUUGUGUCGCCGUGUAUGAUGCUGCCGUAAAACAACUGCCGACAGAGCGUAUGUGGUCUCUGUACAUAGAAACAAUGCAGGAACUCGCUCAGGAGGCGACUCCUUUGCCGACUUUCAAGCGGAAAAUGCUGCGUAAUGCUUACCAGGGUGCACACAGUGCUGGAAGAAUGCAGACAAAAUACUAUCUUAUGUGGGUGGACAUGCUGCAGUCAGCUGGUAAGUUGAAGAAGCUGUGUGGCGUGCUGCGCGUGGCAACAGAGCGCCUGCCCCUGAGUGCGGAGCUGUGGCACCUCCGCCUGCGGCUGCACUUGGCGCGCAACGAGGAGGACCAGGCGAUCGCAGUGUUCCGCGAUGCGGUCAGCCACUUGGGCACACGCGAGGCGGCGGCCUUGCCACUCUGGAAGGUGCUGCUGCAGUACUACCAGACCAAGAGCAUGGCGCGCGUCGAGGAGGUGUUCCAGAAUGCUGUGUCCCAGCAGGACAGCCCUGUCGCUGUCGCCCUCAAGCCACUGUACCUCGAGUGGCUGGUGCUGGUCAAAGGAAUUGUGGCAGCUCGCAAGAUGUAUGAAAAGUUGAGUGUGCAGCCUCCAUUGUGCCUCGAAAUGCACAGCAAGAUGGCUGCAUUGGAGUGCAGGGUCCCAGAGGUCAACUUCAAGCAUGUCCGCCGCUGCUAUGAGCUCGCCUGUGAGCAGUUUGGAAAAAACAAUACAGAUGUCUGGAUGGAUUACGUUAAAUUUGAACAGAAACUUGGUGAAGCAAAGAAUGUGAGUGAGAUAUAUUGGCGAGCAUUGAAGAAUUUGGAUCCGAAGCACACGGAUGCAUUCAUCAGUGAAUUCAGUCUCGUGAAGACUGGAAUGGCGGGCCAGAAUGCUGCUACUUCUUCUGUCGCUCUGUAGAGGGGCUUUUUUUUAUCUGUGUACGUCACUGUAGUGUAGUCAUAUUGAGAUUUAUUUCCCUGUUUAUCUCUCAAAUGCAAAAUGAUUAGACGUUUUGCAAUUUUUGCUGAUUGUUAAUUUCCUUAGCAUUGUAACCAUGUUGCUUAGCUUCUUUUUUAACUAUCAAGUAAUCAAUGAUGCACAUUUUUUUUCUACAUAUUCAUUUUUAAAGAUAAAUACGUAUUAAUUCUGUGAAAUAUGUAACACAGUUUGUAUGAUCUAACUGUGAUGUGAAAAAUAUUUUUUGUUGCGCCAAUGAAAGCAUGCACAAUUAUUUCAAAAUAAUGUGAAUUACAUUAAAUUAGAAUAGGAUAAAUCUACCUGAUAAUUGCAGAAACUGGAACAAAUGGGGUAGUAUUGACAUAUAUGCAAAACAGGUGAAGGUAACAGAUCUUGGGCUUCCAGGGUAGGAAUCUUCUUCCAUUGGUAAAGUCCUGAUCAAGAAUUACUGCUUGUGUUCCAGUAUAUCCACUUCUUGAAAUUCUGGUUUUUUCUGUCUUUUGUUAAGAAAAAUAUGGGAAUAAUAAGUGCUGUAUCUUGUGUGUGUAUGACAUAGUAAUGUAUGGAAAAUUCUGAACUAA
Messenger RNA from Schistocerca americana (American grasshopper), 2761 nucleotides. RefSeq names its product U3 small nucleolar RNA-associated protein 6 homolog. Lineage: Eukaryota; Metazoa; Arthropoda; Insecta; Orthoptera; Acrididae. Gene Ontology annotation, molecular function: protein binding; snoRNA binding. The record is from RefSeq and is a predicted model, not a curated record. Gene Ontology annotation, biological process: maturation of SSU-rRNA from tricistronic rRNA transcript (SSU-rRNA, 5.8S rRNA, LSU-rRNA). The coding region runs from base 147 to 2141 and encodes 664 amino acids. The transcript has 11 exons. Gene Ontology annotation, cellular component: small-subunit processome; Pwp2p-containing subcomplex of 90S preribosome.